AUGAGUUUAAAACUCAGAAAAUACCAUAUUCUCAGCCAAGAAAUAGAUCAAAUUCGUCAUCUUCAUCAAGUUCAUGGAAGAAAGUUUCAAAGUGUGAUAUCUUCUUCGUUUGAGGUCCGAUUGAGAUUCUUACGGCCACGGAACGGGGACGGAAAUCUCUACACAUCUACACCUAUAAAUCAAGGUUAUUGUGAGCUUGUGUUAAGGAUUUUGAUGGUGAUUCUUGGAGCUAGGACCAUUCGGUUUGAUGAACAAUCAAGACUCGGCGAGGCAAAUAUCAACGGAACUUGGAGCGUAAAGGACGCGGCAUCCCUUUGCUAUUAUCGAAGUUUAUGGAUAGCAAGCGUGUGUUUUUCAGGUACCUAGAUUCUAGACGUGGUUAGAAGUCCGUCUUUAACCGGAAGUUCCUUUAGCUAUGUACAUUCCCGACUUCCGUUGCAGUAGUGUGAUGUCUGACCAGUGUCGUGGCCUAUUACAGCAGUGAAAUUUUAUAUGGUUUAUAGUUGUUGUCUGUAGUGUACAUGUUGGUCUGGAUACGAUAGUUAUGUAUUGUACCACGGAGGUAAAUUCCCGUGAUGUAAUUUCGACAUAGUGGUUUAUGCCGGGCUAGUACGUACAUGAUACGGAAACGAUAAGUCCGAGCACGUUGUAUGGUUUUACCAUUGCAUAUAAAUGUAUCUUUG
Molecule: messenger RNA, 683 nt
Organism: Mercurialis annua (annual mercury)
Lineage: Eukaryota; Viridiplantae; Streptophyta; Magnoliopsida; Malpighiales; Euphorbiaceae
Exons: 4
Coding region: 1-366 (121 amino acids)
Source: RefSeq, a predicted model, not a curated record